CACACACACACACAUACACACUGAAAUCACGGUCGUGAUUUGCGGCUGGACAAAUCGACAGAAGUCAAGUGAUCGUCUAGAAAUUUCAUUUGGAUUUUCUACGAAUACACGUUCUCCAAGUUCUAAUGAGGUGGUGAGGUGUGGAUCAGCGACUACGUCUCAGUAACUCUGCAGUGAUGGAGGCCAAAGAAGAGACAAGCGACACAGACAGUGGCAUCAUACUACACUCAGGUCCUGAUAGCCCGUGUACAGUGAUGAAGGACGUGACGACACACACACGUGCGGUGCGUCUCAAGCUGCAGUCGCUGGAGGAACAUCUGGAGGCGUGUGUGUUGGAGCUCAAGAGGCUGUGUAUCAGGGAGGCCGAGUUGAUGGGGCACCUGUCGCCUGACUACCCCCUCCUACCUGGUGAGGAGCCUCCUCAGGUGCGCCGCAGAAUUGGAGCCACCUUUAAACUGGACGACCAGAGCCUCCUGGAGAAGCCCUCGGCCCUGAGUGCGGUGGAGGCUGAGCUGGGGCUGCAGCAGCAGAUCGUGGUUGCAGCGCGGCGUCUGGUCCAGGAGGGGGCGCCGAGCAAGGCGGUGCGCAGGAGCCGGCAGCAGCAGAGCCGCCACCAGGAGAAGAAGCUCCAGCAGCUGCAGGAGCAGGUCUUCCAGCUACGCCUGCAGCACGGACGCACCUCCCCACACCCAGCUAUGGCAGCGCAGAGAGAUCCUGCGGUAUCGGACGACAGCUCCCUCUCAGACUCUGCUGUGCACGACGAUGAGGAGAGAGCCAAUCAGGAGCCAUCACCACCUGAGUCAGGCCCUCUCUCAGGCUCCACCCCCCACCGGCAGGAGCAGCGCCACACACACACACACUCACACACACACACUCCCCCUCAAACCCUGAAUCUCCGCACAUCCCUGUCCCACCACACACAGCUCAGCCCUUCUCUAAGCCACACCCACAACCACCUGCCUAGCCCCACCAGAAGCCCCUCCCUAAACCACUCCCACACCAUUUUAAGCCCCUCCCUUAGCCACUCCCAUGUCUCACUAAGCCCCUCCUUAAACCACUCCCAUGUCACACUAAGCCCUUCCCUAUUCCACACCCACAUCCUGCCCAGUCCCAUCCCAAGCCCCUCCCCUUCUCCAAACCCCUCCCACCGCACACUUAGCCCCGCCUCCAGCCUCUCUCUGAGCGUGGGGGGGGUGGAGGAGGACGAGCGCCCCCCCAUCGAGAACUCGCCCUGGACAGAGUCCAGUCUGGACCAGCCCUACGAGAAGAGCAAGAAGCACCGCUCCAGCAGCCGCCGAUCCACCAGUCCUGCCGUGACUCCUACUCUCCCCCCUCUGGAGGUGUGUGUGGGCGGCGACAGCAGUAGGCCCCUCCCCCUCCCCUCACAUGUGAGACCCGCCCAGUCCAACAGCGCCCCCUGUACCCCGGAAAUGCAGCUGCGCCGUGGACUCUCCCUCAGGCUUCCCAGCUCAGGAUACGAUGUGGAUCAGGAUCGCGGGCGUGCCCGUUUCCCUCGGCGACGGCUGACAGACGUGGGCAUGUCGCCCGAGUACCCGCCCCUGCAGGUUGGCGUGGGGAACCCGCUGCACCACUCCAGCUCUGAGGACAGCGCCUCCGAGCACUCGGGCAUCUCCCACGCCAGCUCCUCCCACGCCAGCGCUGAUGCCCCCGCCGACCCCACACGCCUCACCUCGCCCGCCUACGGGCACCCCGACCCAUAUGCCAACCCCCCUAAUGCCCGCUACGCCCACUCCCCCACCGACCCAUAUGCCAACGCCCGCUAUGCCCAACCUCCCACCGACCCCUAUGCCAACCCCCCCAACGGGCGCUAUGCCCAACCCCCCACCGACCCCUAUGCCAACGCCCACUAUGCCCACUCCCCCAGCGACCCCUAUGCCAACGGGCGCUAUGCCCAACCCCCCACCGACCCCUAUGCCAACCCCCCCAACGCCCGCUACGCCCAACCUCCCAGCGACCCCUAUGCCAACCCGCCCAACGGGCGCUAUGCCCACUCCCCUACCGACCCCUAUGCCAACGGGCGCUAUGCCCACUCCCCCAGCGACCCCUAUGCCAACGCCCCCAACAGCUUCUACAGGAACCCCCAGCACCAGUCGGCGGGCACCUUCUCCGGUCGCCAUGACUACUGGUACGAGGACGCCCCGGUGGCGCUGGCGGUGCCCGGGCACGUGCGUCUGUCGCGGGCGCCGUCGCUGAGGGAGUACCCGCCGUGCCACCCUGCCCACGGGCUCCCGCGCCAGCUGGUGUCGGAGCAGCUCAAGUCGUGGCACCAGCGCCAGCAGCUGCAGAGGCCCGCGAGACCGCGCUCUCUGGACCGCCACCGGCAGGGCGCCAUGCGCAUACGCAGCACACACACACACACACACGCACACACACACACACACACACACACACACGCACACGCCGCCGGACGGGACUCACCACUCACCCUGCAGCCACGCCGCAUGGACCAGCCUCCUCAGGCGGUUCCGAGGGUUCCGAGGGUGGAACAGAACUGUGCGCAGUGGACCACGGAGGACGACGCCCACAUCAUCAGCCAGGUGUGAGCAGCCAGGACUGUGUGUGUGUGUGUGUGUGUGUGUGUGUGACCGUGUGUGUGUGUUUGUGCGUGUGUGUGUGUGUGUUAAGGGUGCGGUCAGACAACCAUAUUUAUUAGAUUAUUUAUUGAGCUACGGGCUACUGGGCACGGCUACUUCACCUGCACCUCCUGAAGCAACAGAACUGUCUCCAAGGAGAACAGAACCUCCUCCUGAGACAACAGAACCGUCUCCAAGGAGAACAGAAUCUCCUCCUGAAACAACAGAACCGUCUCUAAGGAGAAGAGAACCUCCUUCUGAGACAACAGAACCGUCUCCAAGGAGAACAGAACCUCCUCCUCAGACAACAGAAGUGUCUCCCGUGGCAACAGAACCGUGAGGUGAAGAGUGUCUCCUGUGCUGUGAAUGGCAGUGGUAAAGCACAGGUCCAUUACAGUAGACUUUUGUAUAGAUGCACAUUUCUCAGUUUUGUAUGUUUUCUAAGAAAAAUGUGUGUGUUACUAAAACAGUGUGCUUUGGAUUGUCCCUCACACCUGCUGUCCAAGUGAAAUAAAGACAUGUG
This is a messenger RNA of Sardina pilchardus (European sardine), 3117 nucleotides long. It is a transcript of the gene inavab, whose product is annotated as innate immunity activator b. Gene Ontology annotation, biological process: adherens junction maintenance; positive regulation of protein ubiquitination. The coding region runs from base 177 to 2564 and encodes 795 amino acids. The record is from RefSeq and is a predicted model, not a curated record. The transcript is spliced from 10 exons. NCBI's taxonomy places the organism in Eukaryota, Metazoa, Chordata, Actinopteri, Clupeiformes, Clupeidae.